AUGACGGAUUUGGGAGGCAUCCAUGCCUUCUUCUCGGGAGCGAGACGCAAGACAUUGCGGUCCCGCUCUUACUGCGACGUGCCGACAGAAGUACUUGCACCUCGCUGUGAAGUGGUGUCCAUAGGAGAACUGACACCACUAUUAGCGCCCGAGUCUCGCGACCUCGAGCGCCUACGCUUCGGCGAUGGUUCAUCUGUUUCAUCAGAUAAACCAAAGAUGCUGCGACGCAAAGCAUCAUCCAUGCCACGCUUUGCAGGCGGCUUAGAUUCAAUCGCCGUCGAUACGGAUCCGUCUUCCGUAUCAGGAGAGUACGAGACACCAAGCUCGUACUCUGUGAAGAGACACGAGUGUCUUCAUGACCAGCGCCUGCGUCACUAA
This is a messenger RNA of Peronospora matthiolae, 378 nucleotides long. The record is from the annotation of a GenBank genome assembly. Lineage: Eukaryota; Oomycota; Peronosporomycetes; Peronosporales; Peronosporaceae.